CUGAAGCUAUAUAUUGUUUUUUCCAUGUGAAUGUAGUAUAAAAGGAAGGCAUGUGGGAAGCUGCAGGUUUCGGCAAGUUCCAAGAAGAUCCUUAUAAUGGGAGGCACCAGAUUUAUUGGUAUCUUUUUGUCCAGACUUCUUGUCAAAGAAGGCCAUCAGGUUACUCUGUUCACAAGAGGAAAGGCCCCAAUUGCACAACAGUUGCCAGGAGAAUCGGACAGUGACUUUGCUGAUUUCUGCUCCAAGAUAUUGCACUUGAAGGGAGAUAGAACGGACUAUGAUUUUGUUAGGAGAAGUAUCUCUGCUGAAGGUUUGGACAUUGUGUAUGACAUAAAUGGACGGGAAGCAGUUGAAGUGGAACCCGUAUUGGAUGCAUUGCCUAAUCUUGAACAGUACAUAUACUGCUCCUCAGCUGGUGUUUAUCUCAAAACUGAUUAUUUGCCCCACUACGAGACUGAUGAAGUUGACCUAAAGAGCAGGCACAAAGGGAAGCUGGAGACAGAAAGGUUAUUGCAAUCACGAAGCAGCGUUAAUUGGACUGUUAUAAGACCAGUCUAUAUAUAUGGUCCCUUGAACUACAAUCCCAUUGAAGAGUGGUUUUUUCACCGCCUCAAAGCCGCCCGCCCAAUCCCCAUUCCCAAUUCCGGAAUGCAAGUAACCCAACUUGGUCAUGUUAAGGUUAGCAAAAUAGUAAGAGAUUGGAAAUGAAUAAAUCAUUAAAAACCUGAAAAUAUAUUCUCUCAGUUAUUAUUAUCAUGAUCAACAUGUCUUCCUAUGAUGUUUUACUUUUAUUGUCAUGGGUGCAAUUUUUUAAAUUGGGCAAUAAUAUCCCGCCUUGAGGCACACCUUGCAGAUUUUCCGGUGAUUUGCGAUGAACGGCGUAUUCCUUUUGACGACAUAGCAAGGCUGAGGCGUAGGCUCUAAGGCGCAUGCAAUGCAGCAUUGCAUAAAAAAGUAUGCAAUGGAUGGGAGGCUAUUAAAUAAUUAUUUGACUCGUCUCAUCGAUUCAUCUGCUCCCUCUCGUCGCUCGCCUCUCCCUAUUGUCUCUGUAUGUGCUUGUCGUCUUGUACUCUCAUCUGCUAGCGUGGUAGCCAAGGUAGCGAAGAUACUCCCGUCCAGUGGCCGUUUUAGGUGUCAAAAUAGCGACCUUAGAGGCUUUUUAGUCCCAAGUUUAAACCAUUCGGGCUUCCCAUCCGGGUUAUGUGCUUUCUUUUAGCUUUUAGAGAAUAUUUAGUAGUCUUAGAAUCCCAUAUCCAAAAAUUUAAGUGGAUAUGAUGAGUUAAUAAGAUCUAAGGGUGGACUAACUUAAUAUAUUGGAAUUAGUCAUUUCGUGUGGCUUGACCCAAUUGUCUUACGGUCUAGUUAGUGCCCCAACCGAUCUUGAAUUUGUAGCAUUCACUUUUAUCCAUGCUGAAAAAGAUGCAAAGUUUGUACAAAUGAUACUAAAACUGGAACCAAAAAAAUAAAAAAAUAAAUGGCAACUUAAAGGGCCUAGAUUUAUGUAUACAGGAUCUUGCAAGAGCCUUUGUUCAGGUUCUUGGUAAUGAUAAGGCAAGGAAACAGGUGUUUAACAUUUCUGGAAAUAGAUAUGUUACUUUUGACGGAUUAGCAAAGGCAUGUGCGAAGGCUGGUGGGUUCCCUGAGCCAGAUAUUAUUCACUACAACCCAAAGGAGUUUGAUUUUGGUAAAAAGAAAGCAUUUCCAUUUCGUGAUCAGCAUUUCUUUGCAUCAAUUGAGAAGGCAAAGAGUUUGCUGGAGUGGAAACCAGAAUUUGGGCUGUUUGAAGGUCUUACAAACUCAUACAACCUAGACUUUGGCCUCGGAACCUUUCGCAAAGAAGCAGACUUCUCCACGGAUGACUUGAUUCUCGGGAACAGUCUUUUUCGCUAGAGUUAGCCACGGCCUUCGGUUUCUUUCUUACCUUAAGGAACUCUUUCCAUUGUGCAGUUUCUUCAUUAAAAAGAAAAAUUACGAAACUUGUCACCUUGAGUUGAUGUAAAUGAAAUAAUAAAUGCUUCUAGAUACAGUUAGUUUUCUAUUUACCAGUUCUAUGAUAUUAGGAAUUUUAUCAUUUAGGGACCUCAAAGUUGAGCAUUCUAUCAUUUAGGGACCCGAAAGAUAAACUCUAUCAUUUAGGGACCUAUAGUAUUAGAAUCUCUCAAUUUAAUGCUCAAAAUUUUAACACCGUUAAAAUACAACUUAGAGAGUCUGAUGUGGCGCCACAUAAGUAAAAAACAAAUACAUAUUUAAUAACGAUAUAAAGAAUUAGAAAAUAUACUACGUAUAAGCUUAAACUUAUACGCAGCCGCCUAUCCCAGACUCUGCUGCUUCCUUCUUCGUUGCUUCCUUCUUCGCAUACAAGAUUCAGCAAUUCUCAUCAAAGGUUUGUACUUUCUCCCAUCCUUGUACCACAUCUGUGAUUAUUUAAAACAUAAUUUUCAGGAAUCAUCAUCAUCAAAAAACGGUGCACAUGCUCCUUUAAUAAGGUUUAAACUAGGGUCAUCUUGAAUUACAUAAUGCACCAAGCUAUUCACUCAGUCAAACCAGACUUUGACAUUGAUCGUGCUUUUUUAUAUUUUUUUAAUUAUUUUGUUUUGUAAGAUAUCAUGAAAGUGGUUAUGAAACAGUGUUUUCAAAAGUAUUUGGUACUUAGAUUUCAUCACAAAAACAUAUUAUAUCCAUAAGUGAAGAAUAAAGUGAAGAUCAGAUUAGAAUUUCAAAAUUGAGUAGAAGGAAACACUAGAGAACAUACCUAAACUCUAAACUCAUAGAGCAUACAUGCCUAAGUUAAAGUAAAUUUGAGUGGUAUAAUCUAGAGAUUAUUUUGUUGUGGAGUGUAAUUGAUAUGGAUGUAAUAAAAAAAAGGUAAAAGAUAUAAUUAUCUGUUAGAUAAAUUUUCUGUAUUUCAGAUAAGUUUUAGUUGCUUGACACUAUUUUGACAGUUGUUUUAUAAUUUUGUUUACAGAUGGCAGCUGAAAAUGAUGACUGGAGUUUAGAUGAAUAUAAUAGCGAUGAUGACAAACAACCAGCAUGUUGGUCACAUGCCACCAAUGAUACUUUUUAUAAAUUUCGUGAUACAGGUGACUUAUCUGAUUUCUCUGAGCCAGCUACGAUAGAAUCUUUGGCAGAAUUAAGGAGCAUCCAUGAUUCUGAAUCUCCAACAAGUGCAGACGAAGCUGACUCUGCACAUAUUCAAGCAGCUCCCGGGGAUGUCAACUUCAGGUUGGAACAAUCAUUUGCAUCUAUAGAUGAUUUUUACGAAGCUGUUAAAACCUACGGGGUUCAAAAUAUGUAUAAUCUGACCUUUUUGAAGAAAGAUAAGAUAAAAUGUCGUGUAAAGUGUGUGAACGAUUGCCCGUGGCUUAUAUACUGUUCCAAAGUUGGAUGUUCAGAAACUUAUAAGGUCAAAACAUUUAUCUCAAGUCAUACCUGUCAGAAAGAGGGAGUGAAGGCAAAUUUUGCUGAUACCAAGUGGUUGGGAAAUAAGUUAAUUGAAGACUUCAGAGAACAUCCAAACAUGACAGGUCCGGAAGUGAAAGAUCUUAUAUAUAAGAAAUGUAAUGUCAUGGCUAGUAUUGCAAAGGCUUAUAGAGUAAAAGCAUAUGCAUCACAAUCACUUCAUGGCAAUGUUGCUCAACAGUAUUCUAAAUUACCUAAUUAUUGUGCCGAGUUACUGAAGACCAACCCUGGAUCAACAGUUGAAUUAAUUUGUCCAAAACAUGGUGAGAAUGGACCAUCAAGAUUUGAUAGAAUAUAUGUAUGUAUAGAUGCAUGUAAAAAGGGGUUUAUAAAUGGAUGUCGUCCACUAAUUGCACUAGACGGAUGCCAUCUAAGUGGAUACUAUCGCGGUCAGCUUCUUGCAGCGGUUAGUCUUGAUGGGAACAAUGGUCUAUUCAUUGUAGCUUAUGCUAUUGUUUCAUCUGAAACUAGAGAGACAUGAGUUUUUUUCAGUAAUAGAAAGGUAGAUACCUUGAGGAUGUUUACCUGUUAAACAGCAGGUUGCAGGUCACCUAAGACUAUUUUGAGAAGGAUACCUCUUAAAUUCAGAUUCUUUUGGAAUUACACAUACAUGACAUUAAUAUGAGAAGAACCCAUUUAGGUGGGAUUAUUGAUGUGAAUUUUUCCUUGUAAAAAUCCAAAGUACUCUACUAAAAUCCACCAAAUGAGAUCAUGAUAAGCCUAAAAGAAACUAAGAAAAAUAUACAUAUACAGAAUCCAUAUAAUUCAAAGUUUAGGACAACUUGAUGUUGAUGAACCUAUAAAAUUCUACUCUCAAAAAGGGAAAAAGAAUAGAUAUAUACAAAAUCCAUAUCAUUCAAAGUUUAGUCGAUUACCUUGACUUUUUAAUAAAAUUGGAUCUGAUUUAUAAUUUAAUAACACCAAGGACUAGAAAUUCUAAAUCUCAUUAGAAGAAUCUUGCAAUAAAAUUCAGAUGCAUCCAACCCAAAGAGGACAUAACACUUAUUUUCCCAUGAAGAAGCUAUUGAGAGAGGCUUUACGUAUUCAAGCAUCUUUUAAGUUGGGUGGGGGAUUUAUCAAAUAUGCGACCUAAUUUUCUUAUAGAGAGAAAAGGAAUAGAGUUAAUUAAGAAGCAGAUGUCAUACCGUCUCUCCUUUUUGCGGACAAAAUUUAUCGGUAAACUAAGCUCUGAUUUCUCUUCUCAUAAUAAAGUAACAGGGAGGCAGUGUCGGGGAAGACGAAGCUCUUCGAAGGGAAACAGUUGACGAGAACAAGCAAAUCAUUCUUUGUUUUUGGUACUCUAUAAAUGGAUGAGUAUUCCCGAUAUCACUCUUGGCUUUGGCGCCGUGGAAGGUCUACAUCUCUCUUGCGCUUCACCUGUUUUCUCAGAUAUCUUUGAAAGACAGUUUCGAUCCGCGAAGGUGAGGGUUGAAGAUGAAGAGGUCUGUAGGUGAGGUAAGAUGAAUAGAAUUGUGGAGUUUCUGGCUGUCGGUGAAAAUGUAAGGAUAAGACAUCAUUAAUCAACUUUACGUUGAGAUGGAAUAGAAGAGCAAUGAUUCAGACUGAUGAAGUGGCAGUUUUAUUUACGAAACAAUAUUUUUUUAAUAAAUCAAGUGCCACAUCAGUUUGUCGUUAGAAGCAGGUUAACGGUGUUAAAAUUUUGAGCAUUAAAUUGAGAGAUUCUAAUACUAUAGGUCCCUAAAUGAUAGAGUUUAUCUUUCGGGUCCCUAAAUGAUAGAAUGCUCAACUUUGAGGUCCCUAAAUGAUAAAAUUCCAUGAUAUUAUUAUGUCUAGCUGACACGCCUACACAUGUCCGCUUGUGAAGAGUGCUAACC
Cuscuta epithymum is the source of this 5294-nucleotide messenger RNA. The record is from the annotation of a GenBank genome assembly. Lineage: Eukaryota; Viridiplantae; Streptophyta; Magnoliopsida; Solanales; Convolvulaceae.